UCCCUCUUUCCUGCAUAACACCCAGAAGGCUGCAGGUUUCCCUUCUCCUCCACACCAGCUCCCUCUCUCCUGCUUUUGUCCCCCUGUCCUCCUUCUUUCACAUCCUCACCCUGUUCCCCCUUCUCCCCUUGUCCUCCCCCACCCUCAGGAGAGGGGCAGAAGACAGCCAGGGCUGGGGGCAUCCAAGGGUAGAGGAGGAAGGGGUGGGUAAGGGUAAUCCUGCAGAGAUCUUGGAUGUGGUUAAGCAGCGGAGGUGAUAGUAGAUGCCAUGGAUUGUCUGUGUAUUGUCACAACUAAGAAAUAUCGUUACCAAGACGAUGAUUCUCCUCCGCUGGAACAUAGUCCUGCUCACCUCGCCAACCAAAUGAAAGCUCCAGAACUGGUCCACGUAUCAGAGAAAAACCUCUCGCAGAUUGAGAAUGUCCACGGAUACGUGUCCCAUUCGCACAUCUCCCCCAUGAAGGCCAGUUCCCCUCCUGUAAUUGUGAACACGGACACGUUGGAAGCACCGGCGUAUGUUAACGGCACGGAAGCUGAAAUGGAAUACGAGGAGAUCACGUUAGAGAGAGGGAACUCAGGGUUGGGGUUCAGCAUAGCUGGGGGUACAGAUAAUCCCCAUGUAGGAGAUGACCCCAGUAUCUUCAUCACCAAAAUCAUUCCAGGUGGAGCAGCAGCUCAGGAUGGGCGGCUCAGGGUUAAUGACAGCAUUCUGUUUGUGAAUGAGGUGGACGUGCGUGAGGUGACGCACAGCACAGCAGUGGAGGCACUGAAGGACGCAGGAUCCAUAGUGCGUCUCUACGUCAUGCGCAGAAAACCAGCAUCAGAGAAAAUCAUCGAGAUCAAACUCAUUAAAGGACCUAAGGGUCUUGGGUUCAGCAUUGCAGGGGGAGUCGGUAACCAGCACAUUCCCGGAGAUAACAGUAUUUACGUCACCAAAAUUAUUGAGGGGGGAGCAGCACAUAAGGACAUGCGUCUUCAGAUUGGGGACAAGAUUCUAGCGGUUAACCACGUCAGUUUGGAAGAUGUGAUGCACGAAGAUGCGGUAGCUGCUCUGAAGAAUACAUCUGACAUUGUCUAUCUGAAAGUGGCCAAACCGACCAAUGUGUAUCUGAAUGACUCCUACGCACCACCGGAUAUUACAACCUGUAACUCUUACUCCCAGCAGUUGGACAGUGAUCUCUGUCACCCCAGUUAUUUGGGACCUGAAUACGCUUCAGUCAUGACCCCAACGUCACCACACAGAUACUCCCCCAUCCCCAAAGAACUCAUGGGAGAAGAGGAGGUCCCCAGGGAGCCACGGCGGGUUACGAUACACCGUGGAUCCACGGGACUUGGAUUUAACAUUGUUGGAGGGGAGGAUGGAGAGGGGAUCUUCAUCUCCUUUAUUCUCGCUGGAGGACCCGCUGACUUGAGUGGAGCCUUAAGGAAAGGAGACCAGAUCAUAUCCGUAAAUGGCGUGGAUCUGAGAAACGCAACGCAUGAACAAGCAGCCCUGGCUUUGAAGAACGCAGGUCAGACGGUUACCAUUGUUGCACAGUACAAACCAGAUGAAUACAGCAGGUUUGAAGCCAAGAUUCAUGAUCUUCGGGAGCAGCUAAUGAAUAGCAGUUUAGGUUCUGGGAGUGCAUCACUGCAUAAUACCAAUGGAGGAAAGAGAGGCUUCUACAUCCGGGCACUUUUUGACUAUGACAAAACCAGAGACUGUGGUUUUCUGAGCCAAGCUCUGAGUUUUAAGUUUGGGGACAUUCUUCAUGUCAUUGAUGCCACAGAUGAAGAAUGGUGGCAGGCCCGGCGAGUGCUGCCCGAAGGAGAGGAAAUAGGCUUCAUUCCCAGCAAGAGGAGGGUAGAAAGACGGGAGUGGUCACGUUUGAAGGUAAAGGAUCGAAGCAGCACAACAGGGUCUCAGAGUCGAGAAGAGACGGUGUUGAGUUAUGAGACUGUUGUACAUAUGGAAGUGCACUAUGCCCGACCAAUUAUCAUACUGGGCCCUGGGAAGGACAGGGUGAAUGAUGACCUCCUGUCUGAAUUUCCAGACAAGUUUGGCUCCUGUGUUCCUCAUACGACAAGACCCAAGAGGGACUACGAGGUCGACGGCAGAGAUUAUCACUUUGUGUCUUCUCGGGAAAAGAUGGAGAAGGACAUUCAAGGCCAUAAAUUCAUCGAAGCUGGACAAUAUAAUGGCCAUUUGUACGGAACGAGUGUGCAGAGUGUUAGGGAGGUAGCGGAGCAGGGGAAGCAUUGUAUCCUCGACGUCUCCGCAAAUGCUGUAAAACGCCUACAAGCUGCACAGCUCCAACCGAUUGCCAUUUUUAUACGGCCCAAAUCUCUGGAAAAUAUUCUAGAAAUUAACAAGCGUCUGACCGAAGAACAAGCUAGAAAAACCUAUGAGAGGGCAACCAAACUGGAGCAGGACUUUACAGAGUGCUUCUCAGCGGUGGUUGAAGGAGAAAGCUUUGAAGAGGUCUACCAUAAAAUAAAAGGGAUUAUUGAAGACCUCUCAGGGCCCUAUAUCUGGGUUCCUUCCAGAGAAAGACUUUAAAAUCCAGCACUUCCCCCCCACCCAUUAUGAAGCAGCGGAGAUUCCUCUCUCCCCCGGAGCAUUUUACAUCUGGGGGCAAUAAGGCACUCUGGAUACUUGCCAUUCACCACAUCUUGCCGCUCCUCCUGGGGUGCCUUAUUACUUCUCACAGGGGCUGAGGACUCCUUACCACACUGGAGAGUGGAGCGAUUGUUCAGUACUUGUGUCUGUAUACGUGUUUACACACAAACACAAGUAGACCAGCAUUCUGCUCUUCUUUUCUAACCAAGCUCCUUGGGUGAGUGGUUUUGUCGUGUUCCCACCCCUGCGGUAUGCAGUGGGUGUGGCAUUCUGCAGCCCCACCCAUUGAAGCCGGUGGGGCAUGGUGUAUAAAGAGACUUUUAGUCCUGUUUUUUUUAACUCGCUGUCUGCGUUUAUCUUGUGCAUGCGUCUUAUACUGGAGGGGGGACCUAAUUUAUGGGCAGACACCUUGUUCCCCCCAUCCUACGCAUAUGCCCUGAAAAGAGGUGGCAAGAUGGACAAGUACUGCCCAGUGAAGGGCAGAAGAUCCCUGGAUGUCACAGAGCUUCUCUCUAUACCCUCACCAAACAAACCAUAUCUCUCUGCAGAGCAUCUGGAGGAGACUAAUGAUGUGCAGGACAUCGGGAAGAGCAGUGCUCUGCAGGGCGGUGGGUAGUGGGGAGUAAUCACUGCUCUGCAGAGCUGCAGGAAUGGAGACAUGUUCUACAGAUCGUUGUGGAAGGUGGAUGAACCCUUUUAGUGCUAGUGAGUUUUCUUAGCAUUAUUUAUGUUCCCUUCCUGGCACUAGCAGAAUGUAAACGGGUAAUGGACGAGAAGAGGAAACAGCGCAAUGCUCUGCAGAAAUGUGGGACUGCAGUGAGUUAAGGACUAGAUGCUCUGUUGGGAUUUGACAGACAAGGGGUUACAUACAGUACAGUAAUAAAAAAAUAAAACUAUUUUAUGUGGAUAAAUAAAAUGUUAUAUAUUUA
Messenger RNA from Pelobates fuscus (common spadefoot toad), 3528 nucleotides. RefSeq names its product discs large MAGUK scaffold protein 4 (gene DLG4). The record is from RefSeq and is a predicted model, not a curated record. Bases 269 to 2539 code for a protein of 756 amino acids. The transcript has 21 exons. NCBI's taxonomy places the organism in Eukaryota, Metazoa, Chordata, Amphibia, Anura, Pelobatidae. Gene Ontology annotation, biological process: AMPA glutamate receptor clustering; embryo development; cell-cell adhesion. Gene Ontology annotation, cellular component: neuromuscular junction; postsynaptic density membrane; basolateral plasma membrane. Gene Ontology annotation, molecular function: kinase binding.